Molecule: messenger RNA, 3063 nt
Organism: Penicillium soppii
Lineage: Eukaryota; Fungi; Ascomycota; Eurotiomycetes; Eurotiales; Aspergillaceae
Gene: spt16
Product: chromatin-remodeling protein SPT16
Exons: 6
Coding region: 1-3063 (1020 amino acids)
Biological process (GO): transcription elongation by RNA polymerase II; positive regulation of transcription elongation by RNA polymerase II
Cellular component (GO): FACT complex
Molecular function (GO): nucleosome binding
Source: RefSeq, a predicted model, not a curated record
AUGGCGGAAGAGAUCGCUAUUGACAAGAACACUUUUUUCAAUCGCCUAUCCAGCUUCUACGCAUCAUGGAAGGCCGAUAAGCGCUCAGGGAAUGCCCUGUUUGGAAAUGCAGGUUCUAUGGUCAUUCUCAUGGGCAAGACCGAUGAGGAGCACUCAUUCCAGAAGAAUAAUGCCAUGCAUUUCUGGCUUCUUGGAUACGAGUUCCCAGCCACACUUUUUGUUCUCACGACAGAAGCGAUCUAUGUUGUCACUACAGCCAAAAAAGCGAAACAUCUGGAACCACUGAAGGACGGCAAGAUUCCAGUUGAGAUUCUAGUCACAACUAAAGAUCCAGAAUCGAAGACCAAGGCUUUUGAAAAGUGCUUGGAAGUCAUCAAAACUGCAGGAGGCAAAGUCGGUACCUUCCCCAAAGAUACAACAUCCGGACCCUUCGCAGAUGAAUGGAAACGUGCCUUUGCGGAAAUCUCAAAGGAAGUGGAAGAAAUUGAUAUCACACCUGCACUUUCGAGCGCCUUUGCCAUCAAGGAUUCCGACGAAUUGGUGUCCAUCCGCAAUGCCUCUAGAGCAUGCAGUGGUCUCAUGUCGGAGUACUUCGUGGACGAAAUGUCGCGUUUGCUCGACGAAGAAAAGAAAAUGACACACAAGGCGCUCGCCGCAAAGGUUGACGCAAAAAUUGACGACGCGAAAUUUUUCAACAAGCUAGCACGACUCCCAUCAGAGUUUGAUGCGCAGCAGAUCGAUUGGGCCUAUGGGCCUGUGAUUCAAAGUGGUGGCACAUACGACUUGAAGCUCACUGCCAAAUCCGACGGCAAAAACCUUGAACCCGGCAUCAUUAUAUCCAGCUUCGGCAUCAGAUACAAGACCUACAGUUCCCUCAUUGGGCGCACUUAUCUGGUCGAUCCCACCAAAUCUCAGGAAGCGAAUUAUGCCCUGCUGCUAAGUCUUCACGAAGCAACUAUGAAAGAAAUCCGGGAUGGCGUGGUAGCUAAAGACGUUUAUAACAAAGCCCUGAGCCUUGUUCGUGCCAAAAAACCUGAAUUGGAGACACACUUCGUGAAAAACAUUGGUGCAGGUAUCGGAAUCGAGCUGCGAGAUGCCAACAUGGUUCUCAACGCCAAGAACAAUCGCGUCUUGAAGAACGGCAUGACGCUUUCAAUCACGAUCGGGCUGACUGAUGUGAAGGAUGCAGACUCAAAGAGUGCCAAGAAUGGUGGCUAUUCUAUGGUCAUCACUGAUACAGUCCGCGUAGGGGAAAGCGGUCCUCACAUCUUCACCAAGGACGCAGGUAUCGACAUGGACUCAAUUUCCUUCUAUUUUGGUGACGAGGAAGAGCCCGAGAAGCCCGUCAAGGAAAAGAAAGAGUCCAAGUCUAAUGCUAUUGCAAGCAGAAACGUCACACGAACCAAACUUCGUGCCGAACGACCUACACAGGUAAAUGAAGGUGCAGAGGCCCGACGCCGUGAGCACCAAAAAGAGUUGGCCUCGAAGAAGACAAAAGAAGGGUUGGAUCGGUUUGCGGGUACUACCGGGGACGAGAAUGGCGUGGCGCAGAAAAAGUUCAAGCGCUUCGAGUCUUAUAAGCGAGACAACCAACUUCCUGCCAAGGUCAAGGACCUCACAGUCUACGUUGAUCUCAAGACUUCAACCGUCAUUGUGCCUAUCAUGGGCCGGCCGGUACCUUUCCAUAUCAACACCAUCAAAAACGCCAGCAAGAGUGAUGAAGGAGAGUACGCGUAUCUGCGAAUCAACUUCUUAUCUCCAGGCCAAGGUGUUGGCAGGAAGGAUGACCAGCCCUUUGAGGACUUAUCCGCCCAUUUCGUCCGGAAUCUCACUCUUCGAUCCAAGGACAAUGACCGGCUUGCAAAAGUUGCGCAGGAUAUCACGGAACUGCGCAAGAAUGCCUUGAGGAAAGAACAGGAGAAGAAGGAAAUGGAAGAUGUCGUCGAGCAAGAUAAACUCGUUGAAAUCAGGAACCGACGUCCGGUAAAGCUUCCCGAUGUUUACCUUCGACCUCCGCUGGACGGAAAGCGUGUGCCUGGUGAAGUCGAAAUUCACCAGAAUGGUCUUCGGUACCUGUCACCAUUCCGCAAUGAGCAUGUUGACGUCCUUUUCAGCAACGUCAAGCAUCUUUUCUUCCAACCAUGUGCCCAUGAGUUGAUCGUCCUCAUUCACGUGCAUCUCAAGACACCCAUCAUGAUUGGCAAGAGAAAGACAAAGGAUAUCCAGUUCUACCGCGAGGCUACGGAGAUGCAGUUCGAUGAAACUGGAAACCGUCGUCGCAAGCACCGUUACGGAGACGAGGAAGAAUUCGAGGCUGAACAGGAGGAAAGACGGCGCAGAGCUGCAUUGGAUCGGGAGUUUAAGGCUUUCGCGGAGAAGGUCGCAGAUGCAGGCAAGGAUGAGGGCGUGGAUGUCGACAUUCCUUUCCGAGAGAUUGGCUUCACUGGUGUUCCAAACCGAUCCAAUGUUUUGAUCCAACCGACCACCGACGCUCUGGUUCAGCUAACUGAACCUCCGUUCACGACCGUUACAUUGAAUGAAAUCGAGAUUGCUCAUCUGGAGAGAGUUCAGUUUGGUCUCAAAAACUUCGAUUUAGUGUUCGUUUUCAAGGACUUCCGCCGGGCCCCCGUUCACAUCAACACGAUUCCUGUCGAGUCCCUGGAAGGUGUCAAGGACUGGCUUGACUCAGUUGACAUUGCCUUCACUGAGGGUCCUCUCAACUUGAACUGGACCACGAUUAUGAAAACAGUUAUCAGUGAUCCUUAUGGCUUUUUUGCCGAUGGUGGUUGGUCUUUCCUGUCCGCCGAAUCCGACUCGGAAGGAUCAGAUGAGGAAGAGGAGUCAGCCUUCGAGAUGUCCGAUUCAGAGCUUGCAGCUGGAGAUGAGAGCUCCGAGGAAGACAGCGACUUCGACGAUGAUGCGAGCGCUGAUGCUAGCGAGGGGGACUUCAGUGGUGAUGAGGAGAGUGGUGAGGACUGGGAUGAACUUGAAGAGAAGGCGAAACGCAAGGACAAAGAAAUGAACCAGGACGACAGCGAUCGUGGAAUCAAGCGCAAGCGCUAA